AGAGCCCUAAACAGACAAGAUCAUCUGAUUUCUCACUUGGAUUGCAUGUAGCAAGUCAAAAAGGUUAUCUGUCUCAUCACAAGGCAUCUGUGAAUGUUGGUGACAAGUUUUGGAGUUCCGUACACAACUGCUUAUAUACCUUGUUACAUUCCGUCGUCCAAGAAAGAUUUGGUGACUGUUACCACGACUAUCCGUGGUGUGAACCCGCUCGAACUUGAAACAAACUAAAACAAUCGUGAGCUCAAAGUCUGAUGUUCAAAUCGCGAUAAGGUUUCUUCCGAACAACAUGGAGCUUCUGCAAGAUAUUCCUAUGCAUCGAUAUCGAGAAAUCGGGUGGUCCUUCCUCACUUCCACCUCAUUUCCUAUAUUCUGCGUCUACUUAUUGAUGGUGAAUCAGCUUGGAACCAUCAAGAGAGCCAUUCCAAUACCGUAUGAUUUGAGACAGCUUAUGGGCGUUUAUAAUCUGGUCAUCAGCGUGGUCAACGUGUACUGCUUUGUUGGGUUCAUGCAAUGCUUACUCGAAGCUCCCUCAUUGUACGAAAAGACACCCAAUGCCAAACUGAGCUUCAUCUUUUAUGUCUAUUGGAUCACAAAGGUUUGUGAGCUUCUGGAUACGGUGUUCAUGAUUCUUCGGCAUAGAUUCCGUCAGAUUUCGCCGCUUCACGUCUACCAUCACGCCUCCAUGCUGCUACUAUCUGAUUUGGGUUAUACCCGUUAUGCUUGGGCCGCUUUCGCUAUGCCUCUCAUGUUAAACGCACUGGUUCAUGUGUUUCUCUACCUCUACUAUGGUUUGACGGCCAUGGGAUGGCAGCCAUCCUGGAAACGCCGCCUCACCGAGCUCCAAAUCGUCCAGUUUGUCAUCGAUCUCGUCCAUGCCUCCAUUGGCGUGCUCUAUCACAACUUUUGCUACUGGAGUUUGGGCUAUGGACUAUCCAUGCUCUACUUAUUUACCGCCUUUUAUAUUCGCACUUACCUGAGAGCAGGCGAGAACCAGAAACGCCAAUAAUCAGUUAUGAUCAGAACUAAC
Messenger RNA from Tigriopus californicus, 1027 nucleotides. Its product is annotated as elongation of very long chain fatty acids protein 5-like. The record is from RefSeq and is a predicted model, not a curated record. NCBI's taxonomy places the organism in Eukaryota, Metazoa, Arthropoda, Copepoda, Harpacticoida, Harpacticidae. Gene Ontology annotation, molecular function: fatty acid elongase activity. Bases 287 to 1006 code for a protein of 239 amino acids. The transcript is spliced from 4 exons. Gene Ontology annotation, biological process: very long-chain fatty acid biosynthetic process; fatty acid elongation, saturated fatty acid; fatty acid elongation, polyunsaturated fatty acid. Gene Ontology annotation, cellular component: endoplasmic reticulum membrane.